GGUCGGGCGCUGGGAUCCGCGGGGCCUGAGAGGGAAAAAGGCGACGGGGAGGAAGAGAGGGAGCAAGUGCUGACGCCCCCCCCCACGCUCCUCAGCCCGUGGGAGCGGCCCGGCCCUGAGGGGGGAGGGGAGGCCAUUUUGUCCCGCCCGCCCGACUGACUGACUGACUGACUGGAACCGAGCAGCGGCGCCGGGCUCCUCGUCCGUGCCCGUGAGGCGGCGGUGGCGGUGCGGCGGAGGGGCCGCUCCCGCGCCUCCCAAUGGCGAAGAAGACGUACGACCUGCUCUUCAAGCUGCUCCUCAUCGGGGACUCGGGGGUGGGGAAGACCUGCGUCCUCUUCCGCUUCUCCGACGACGCCUUCAACACCACCUUCAUCUCCACCAUAGGAAUUGACUUUAAGAUCAAAACUGUUGAAUUACAAGGAAAGAAGAUCAAGCUACAGAUAUGGGAUACAGCAGGCCAGGAGCGAUUUCACACCAUCACCACCUCCUACUACAGAGGGGCUAUGGGAAUCAUGCUAGUGUACGACAUCACAAAUGGUAAAAGUUUUGAAAACAUCAGCAAGUGGCUAAGAAACAUAGAUGAGCAUGCCAAUGAAGAUGUGGAAAGGAUGCUGCUAGGAAAUAAGUGUGACAUGGAAGAUAAGAGGGUCGUACUUAAAACUAAAGGCGAGCAGAUCGCGAAGGAGCAUGGUAUUAGGUUUUUUGAGACUAGUGCAAAAGCAAAUAUAAACAUUGAGAAGGCAUUCCUCACAUUAGCAGAAGAUAUACUCCGAAAGACCCCAGUAAAAGAGCCCAACAGUGAAAAUGUAGAUAUCAGCAGUGGCGGGGUAGUGACAGGCUGGAAGAGCAAAUGUUGCUGAGCGUUCUCCUGUUCCAUCAAUUGCCAUCCACCAACCCUUUUUCUCUUCUUGCUGCAAAAUAAACCACUCUUUCCAUUUUUAACCUAAACAGAUGUUUUUGGCCCUCACCUCAAGUCUCACCCUCACUUUGUCCUUUCAUCUGUAACCGCUUGCUGAUAUAAUUUUCUCCAAACAAAAAAAAUGUAUAGAAAAAUCAUGUCUCACCACUACGUUUUGGUUGUAUUAUAGUCCAGUUCCCAUGAACAUUAAAACCCAUAGCAAUCACUUCAACUCUUCUGCAAAUUGUGUAAGAAUAAAAGUUAGAAUUAACAAUUUAUUUUGUACAACAGUGGAAUUUUCUGUUAUGGAUAAUGUGCUUGAGUCACCAUAAUCUAUAAACAUGUAUUAGCGCAAAAAAAAAAAAAAAGCCAGGAACACACUCAUUUUCACUUUGAGUAUGUCAGUGGGUUAAUUUUGUCCUGUGCCUUAUGUGGAGAGGAUCUUAUGGUUUUUUUUGUUGUUUUUUUUUUCCUUUAUUUCGCUCUGGUGGAAGCAUGUGCAGGAGACGUGUAAUCCAAACGUGACCAUUUUUAAAUAUUAAAACUUCUGUGGUUUGCUUGGC
Molecule: messenger RNA, 1464 nt
Organism: Tachyglossus aculeatus (Australian echidna)
Lineage: Eukaryota; Metazoa; Chordata; Mammalia; Monotremata; Tachyglossidae
Gene: RAB10
Product: RAB10, member RAS oncogene family
Exons: 6
Coding region: 261-863 (200 amino acids)
Biological process (GO): cellular response to insulin stimulus
Cellular component (GO): insulin-responsive compartment; recycling endosome; Golgi apparatus
Molecular function (GO): GTPase activity; GTP binding
Source: RefSeq, a predicted model, not a curated record